Chaetura pelagica (chimney swift) is the source of this 805-nucleotide messenger RNA. It is a transcript of the gene EREG, whose product is annotated as epiregulin. The coding region runs from base 1 to 462 and encodes 153 amino acids. Gene Ontology annotation, biological process: positive regulation of cell population proliferation; epidermal growth factor receptor signaling pathway; positive regulation of mitotic nuclear division. The transcript is spliced from 5 exons. Lineage: Eukaryota; Metazoa; Chordata; Aves; Apodiformes; Apodidae. The record is from RefSeq and is a predicted model, not a curated record.
AUGGACACCGGCUCCGUGCUCUCCCGCAGCCUCCUGCUCUUCCUGGGUUACCUAUUAGAAGGAGUCUUGGGCACAACAGUGAUCCCAUUAUGUGGGCCUGGUGAAAUGGAGAACUGUACAACAGCACUACUCCAGACAGAGAACAGUCCACGUGUGGCUCAAGUUGGGAUAACUAGAUGCAAGCCUGAAAUGAAGGACUACUGCUUCCACGGGCAGUGUGUGUACAUAGUGGACUUGGAUGAGCACUACUGCAGGUGUGAUGUAGGCUUCUCUGGUGUCAGAUGUGUGCAUUCAGAACUUGUCAGACAGCCCCUCAGUAAGGAGUACGUGGCACUGACCGUCAUCGUAGUCCUGCUCUUCCUCGCUGCCACCUCCAUUGCAAUCUACUACAUCUGCAGAAGGUACCGAAACAAGAGGAGACGAACAAACGCCAGCGAGUACAAGGAGGUUGGUGCCCUGUAGAAGAGCUGGUGGCUUCCUGCAGUGUUCUGUUCACCUGGGUGGACUCAGAGGCUUCCCAUCUAUUUAAAUGUUAUUUUUAUUAAAUAUAUUUACAAUAUUUAUAUCCUUAAAAAAAUUUCAGAUGUUCUGUGAUCCAAUCAGUAUAGGUCAAGCAUUGUAUUUUCAGUGUUUUAUUUUUUUAUUAAAUAAUAUUUCCUAAUGAGAACCCCACCUGAGUGGUUCUGUGGGAUAGAGAUAUAUUUUUAUAAAAACUCAUCUUCUUACUCUCAAGAGUAGUUUUAUAUUUAUUCUUGUGAAUAUGUUCAAAACAAUUCUACUCCUUAAAAUAAAAGUUGUUAACAAA